AUUAAGAGUCGUGCGGUAUAUUUUCUUGAUAAUUCACGGCCACACUGCUGUAUACUAUUUGUCAAUAGCACAUUCUUGUAAAAAAUUAAAACAAAACAAAAAAACCAGGAAAAAAUGCCGGAAAGUGACGUUACCAAAAUGAAGGUGGCUGAUUUGAAGCGCGAGCUAAAGCUGCGUGGGCUGGCAGUGAAUGGAAACAAAAAUGAAUUGCAGGACCGCUUGCAGGCGGCCCUUUUGGAGGGUGAUAUCUCGCUUGACGACAGCGCCAUAGCAGACGCCAUAGACGAUGAUGAUGUUUCCCUGGCCGACGAAGAUGAAGACAAAUUGCUGGGGGACGAGCACGAUGACGAUGAACUACUCAAGAGCCCGGUGAGCACGCCCAUAGCUGCAAUAGUUCCCGACUUGCUGUUGGAUGAACACAGCGACAUCAAAGACGAAACGAGUGCAGCUGCAGCCUUGCCUGCCAAGAAAAUUGUGCUCAAAAGAAAUAACUCUCAGCUGAUCUCGACAACGGGAGGCAGUACAGCGACGUCCACCAUUGCAUCGAAAGAGAACGGGGCUCCGACAGCUAGUAAGGAUACGCAAGAGGACACACCAGCCAAAACAAAACGCAUACCUAUUGUAAUUGGAGGAAGCAAGGAAGGCGAAAAGUCCGCUGACAAGAAACUCACUGAACUAACUGCAGAAGAGCGUUUGAACCUCCGGGCCAAGAAAUUCGGCAUCACCCCCACCAUCGCAACUGCGUCAAUUGCUACUGCAAUUAACAAGUCCUCUAGCGCAUCCAUUGUGGCUAAUAAAGGGAACAAGGAGACGGAUGAAAAGCAAAAGGAAGCCCUUAAGCGUCGUGCCGAACGCUUUGGCUGUGUGGUUCCCGAGAAGACCACAAAGACUCUAACCGAUGAACGUCUGCUAAAGCGAAAGGAGCGUUUUGGCGUAGCAGCAGAAGCUACUUCGACUCCAGUUACCGCUCCAGCUACGCCAGAGUCGAAAGCCAUUUACUCUGAGAAGGCCCGCGCACGCUUGGAACGCUUCAAGACUGCGCCGGCAGCCGCUGCCACGAAGUAGGGAUAUCCGAUGUAAAUUCACGAACGUCGUCCACCUUUUCCAUUGCACAACCAAGCGCCGCAAUCCUCAUGGACAUGGCCCCCAUAGACAGUUUUAUAGUUUCAACGUUUACUUCACCCAUGCUUGUAGACAUUAAGCAACCAUUAUAAAUAAAAGCAAACAUUUCAACAUUACUAUUCCA
Molecule: messenger RNA, 1246 nt
Organism: Drosophila subobscura
Lineage: Eukaryota; Metazoa; Arthropoda; Insecta; Diptera; Drosophilidae
Exons: 2
Coding region: 115-1065 (316 amino acids)
Biological process (GO): poly(A)+ mRNA export from nucleus
Cellular component (GO): nucleus
Source: RefSeq, a predicted model, not a curated record